AUGGAAGGAAACACGCCUGUCUCCAGUGACGCCAUAGCCUUGGUGCCCGCAGAGCACCGCGCACCCCUCGCGGCUUGUGGGGACGCGGGUGCCACCCACCGCAUGGUGCCCACGGUGACUGCUGCUGGGUCAGAGCAGGUGUUUCAUGGAGACCCCUGGCCGCGUCGCCUGCGCGUGGGGUGCUCCGUGCCUGACGCGCUCUCUGCCCUGCAGACGCUGGACCUCGCCAACAACCAGCUGAGCGAGGUCCCCGCGGAGCUGGCCGACUGCCCCAAGCUCAGGGAGCUCAACCUCCACGGGAACCAGCUGAAGGACAGGCGCCUGGAGAAGAUGCUGGGCAGCUGCCAGACCAAGUCCAUCCUGGAGUACCUGCGGGCGGGGGGCCGCGGCAGGGCCAAGGGCAGGGCCGACCCCGAGAAGGAGGAGAGCCGGCGCCAGAGGAGGGAGCGGAGGAAGAGGGAGGGCGAGGAGGAGGAGGUGGCCGAGGCCAGCCGGCUGCUGCUCCGAGUGCUGCACGUCUCAGAGAACCCGGCCCCACUGACCAUCACGGCCGGCCCCGAGGUCAAGGGCGUGCGGCCGUUCCUCGUGGGGGCUGUCGUGAGGGGCAUGGACCUGCAGACUGGCAACGCACUCAAGCGCUUCCUCACCUCUCAGACGAAGCUGCACGAGGACCUCUGCGAGAAGCGGACGGGGUCAGAGCAGGUGUUUCAUGGAGACCCCUGGCCGCGUCGCCUGCGCGUGGGGUGCUCCGUGCCUGACGCGCUCUCUGCCCUGCAGACGCUGGACCUCGCCAACAACCAGCUGAGCGAGGUCCCCGCGGAGCUGGCCGACUGCCCCAAGCUCAGGGAGCUCAACCUCCACGGGAACCAGCUGAAGGACAGGCGCCUGGAGAAGAUGCUGGGCAGCUGCCAGACCAAGUCCAUCCUGGAGUACCUGCGGGCGGGGGGCCGCGGCAGGGCCAAGGGCAGGGCCGACCCCGAGAAGGAGGAGAGCCGGCGCCAGAGGAGGGAGCGGAGGAAGAGGGAGGGCGAGGAGGAGGAGGUGGCCGAGGCCAGCCGGCUGCUGCUCCGAGUGCUGCACGUCUCAGAGAACCCGGCCCCACUGACCAUCACGGCCGGCCCCGAGGUCAAGGGCGUGCGGCCGUUCCUCGUGGGGGCUGUCGUGAGGGGCAUGGACCUGCAGACUGGCAACGCACUCAAGCGCUUCCUCACCUCUCAGACGAAGCUGCACGAGGACCUCUGUUUCACCCCAAAGAUCGUCCCCCUGGGGCGCAAGGAGGUCAAGGUCAAGGACCUGGUGCGGCAGCUGCAGGCGGAGGCGGAGGAGCACCGGAAGCAGAAGAAGAGGCAGACGGUCUCGGGCCUGCACAGAUACCUCCACCUGCUGGACGGGAAGGAGCAGUACCCCUGCCUCCUGGACGCCGACGGCGACGUCAUUUCCUUCCCGCCGAUAACCAACAGCGAGAAGACCAAGAUUAAGAAAACAACUUGCGAUUUGUUUUUGGAAGUGACAAGUGCGACAAGUCUGCAGAUCUGCAAAGACAUCAUGGACGCCCUCGUUCUGAAAAUGGCAGAAAUCAACAAAUACACCUUAGAAAACAAGGAGGAGGGCUCUGUCUCAGACACUGAAGCGGACGCCACUUCCGGACACCUCUCGGAGCCCGGAAGGCACCCCAGCCCUGAGCGAGACGGGAGCGCCCCCCUGGUGGUGGAGCAGGUGCGGGUGGUGGAUGAGGAGGGGCACCUGAAGGUGGUGUACCCGUCCAAGACGGACCUGGACAUCGCCGCUGCCCACGUGACGGUCAUCCGCUGAGACGCUGCCGGCGCCGCCAGCCACCUGGACAGCUCUGCCCCCGAGGGGCUCACGAGUGGGGGCACUGAAUUACUCGCUACCCUGCCCCCUGGGCGGUUUUGAAGCUGUCUGCAGUCUUUGUCCAGUUUGCAGAAGAUCCUGCUGUGAAGACGUGCCACACUGUCACGUGUGCCACGCUGUCACGUGCUUACACUCUCCUGCCUCCAGCUCUCACUAAGGCUUUGGGUGACUUACUCAGCGCACUGCACUGUGAGAACGCGCUGGGGUCACGUGGGCACAGCCAGCUGCUCCCGGGAGACUCCGUGGACAUGGCGUUCCGUCCCAGCCGGAGCCUGCGCAGCGGGCAUCGCCUCUUCCACCGCUGCCGGUGCACUGAGCACGCGCAGCCUCGUCCUCGGCCUACGGUGAACGCGUGGCUGGUGGACGCUUAGGGGUGGCGAUUCAGAGGGGCACCUGCCGGGGGGAGGAGUCAGCGGGACUUAGAGCCGCUGGUGAGUGAGCCUGUGGUGACGAGCAGAUGGCAGACCCCAGUCCCAGGGGGACGUGCCGGUGGGUGGGGCUGCAGCAUCUUACACUGUAGGUGUUUCUGGUUUUAAAUGUCUCGGCAGGAAA
Messenger RNA from Myotis brandtii (Brandt's bat), 2424 nucleotides. It is a transcript of the gene LRRC47, whose product is annotated as leucine rich repeat containing 47. The record is from RefSeq and is a predicted model, not a curated record. The transcript is spliced from 9 exons. Lineage: Eukaryota; Metazoa; Chordata; Mammalia; Chiroptera; Vespertilionidae. Gene Ontology annotation, biological process: phenylalanyl-tRNA aminoacylation. Bases 1 to 1812 code for a protein of 603 amino acids. Gene Ontology annotation, molecular function: phenylalanine-tRNA ligase activity; protein binding; RNA binding.